AUGAGCGACUAUCCAACUUCUGAUACUCCUGUCAAGAGAGCUGGUCUGAGAGAGAUAUGCGAGGUCAAUGGCCGUCACUUCCGUAGAAAGCUGGGCACUCAGCAAUGGCUUGAAUACCAACCCGACAAUACCCCAUCACCAGCCAGCCAGUCCCAGUCCCAGCCUCUUGAUCUCUCGCUGGUUCACCACAGACAGGGCGAGGGCGAACCUUUACAUUGGGCUCUACUUGUUGCCCGCGAAAACCAGCCGGGCAUGGUAUAUCAGGUCAAGGGAGAUGCAGAAUACAUGACGUACACGCCUUCGGACCUCCCGAUUGACAUAACUAUUUCUGAGUCUUUCUUGACUAUGUACCAUUUGGCUGUUGUGACUACGGAACAGGCCGCGGUGGUGAAAGAGGUCGCCGAGAACGAAAUCCCUCCUCAGGCGCCAAACCGGCAAUCAGUGACGGAGAACUGCCAAGGUUGGACCGUUCGAGUUGUUGCAAGAUUGGUUGAGAAGGGCGUUGUAUCAAAUGCAAAGCUUCAGAUGGCUGAAUCAAUGAUGCAACCAGUUUGA
Nannizzia gypsea CBS 118893 is the source of this 555-nucleotide messenger RNA. RefSeq lists its product as hypothetical. The transcript has a single exon. Lineage: Eukaryota; Fungi; Ascomycota; Eurotiomycetes; Onygenales; Arthrodermataceae. The record is from RefSeq and is a predicted model, not a curated record. Bases 1 to 555 code for a protein of 184 amino acids.